AUGGAUACUACUGCAGUUCAUAAUUAAGCUCAGGCAGAGAUAUUCGAAUAAAAAUUGAUUACAAUAUAAGGUACAUCCUCGCUACCCACUGAACAUGUGUAUAGAGUGAGGAAACAAUUGCAUCCACAGAUUACUGCCAAUUAAUUCCAUUUGAAUAAAACCUAAAAUUCUUCCCUUAACUGUGUCAAUCUCUUUUGCUAGUUUUGUAAUAAAAGCACAUCUGUGUCAACAGGCAGAUACUGUGGAUGCUCGAAUCGACAAUUUCAUUAAAGCUGUUUAUUAAAUCACAUAAAUCAAGGGUUUAGAUAAGGAAAUGGUAUUAUGUAAUGCUCAUAUUGUAACCUCUAUUAUCCUACUGAAGUGGAAUCUAAGUAGUUAUCAUUAUAAUUUAUUUAGAUUGUCAUUGCUAAAUUUGACAAAAACUGA
Paramecium tetraurelia is the source of this 426-nucleotide messenger RNA. RefSeq lists its product as uncharacterized. The record is from RefSeq and is a predicted model, not a curated record. Lineage: Eukaryota; Ciliophora; Oligohymenophorea; Peniculida; Parameciidae. The transcript has a single exon.